CAUCCAUUUCCAGGCAGUGCCCCCACUCUUCUCACGCUUUUCUUUGUCAAAUCUCAAUCUAUAAAUCCACAAACCUAUACAUACAAAAGGAUAUACUCAUCUUUUCCAUUUAACCGUUUUUCACUUGGAUUUCAUUGAUCUAGCGUUUCAACAGCACGCUGGAGUGUGUUUGUAUGACUAUUUGAGGAUCGGAUUCUGGAUUGGUUCUCGAUUUGCUAUCCUCUCUUGGCUCGAGAUCCGAGCCAAGAACAGAGGAAUUAACGUUCGUUACACGAUUAACUGAUUAACUAAUCGAAUCGGUCGUACUCAUCACUGUAGCCACUUGCAGUGUGGAGAGGUUUUGUGAAAUGGCAUCGGGUGAGGGAUUUCUGACUAAAGAACAGAGGGAGAUGUUGAAUGUUGCACCGCCGAAUGUGGAGGUUUUGUCAUCUUCACCCAAGUCUCCUACUCUGAAGUCUCCAGGUACGAAAUCCUCGUCCGUUCUACUGUCGGAGCAUCACGUGAAGGCACCAGGAGGUGGGAGGGCAUCCACAGCUGGAAUUGCUGUGAGACAUGUACGACGUACGCACUCAGGGAAACAUAUCCGUGUUAAGAAGGAUGGUGCUGGUGGUAAAGGCACUUGGGGAAAACUGCUCGAUACUGAAGGUGAAUCUCAUCUUGAUAGAAAUGAUCCAAACUACGACAGUGGUGAGGAGCCAUAUGAGCUUGUAGGAACUGCUGUGUCUGAUCCAUUAGAUGAUUAUAAGAAAUCAGUAGUAUCAAUUAUAGAGGAAUACUUCAGCACUGGUAAUGUGGAACAGGCUGCGUCUGAUCUCAAGGAAUUAGGUUCAACUGAGUAUCACCCAUAUUUUAUUAAGAGGCUUGUUUCUUUGGCAAUGGAUAGGCAUGACAAGGAGAAGGAAAUGACUUCAGUUCUUCUUUCUGCUCUUUAUGCCGAUGUCAUCAGCCCUACCCAGAUCAGCAAGGGGUUUUACAUGCUUCUGGAGUCUGCUGAUGACUUGUCAGUGGACAUACCAGAUACUGUUAAUAUCCUUGCUUUAUUCAUUGCACGGGCUGUGGUCGAUGACAUUCUUCCACCAGCUUUUAUUGCCAGAGUCAGAAAAAUGCUCCCAAAAUCCUCCAAGGGGUUUCAGGUGUUGCAAACUGCGGAGAAGAGCUAUCUCUCAGCUCCACACCAUGCAGAACUUGUAGAGAGGCGCUGGGGUGGCAGCACCCAGUUCACUGUUGAGGAAGUCAAGAAAAGGAUUGCUGAACUAUUGAGAGAAUAUGUUGAGAGUGGAGACACUGUUGAGGCCUGCAGAUGCAUAAGACAGUUGGAAGUUUCUUUUUUCUAUCAUGAAGUUGUCAAGAGAGCUCUAGUUUUAGCCAUG
This is a messenger RNA of Nicotiana tabacum (common tobacco), 1370 nucleotides long. RefSeq names its product MA3 DOMAIN-CONTAINING TRANSLATION REGULATORY FACTOR 1-like. NCBI's taxonomy places the organism in Eukaryota, Viridiplantae, Streptophyta, Magnoliopsida, Solanales, Solanaceae. Gene Ontology annotation, biological process: negative regulation of DNA-templated transcription. The record is from RefSeq and is a predicted model, not a curated record.